This is a messenger RNA of Perca flavescens (yellow perch), 1922 nucleotides long. Its product is annotated as vasoactive intestinal polypeptide receptor 1. Gene Ontology annotation, biological process: adenylate cyclase-modulating G protein-coupled receptor signaling pathway; cell surface receptor signaling pathway. Lineage: Eukaryota; Metazoa; Chordata; Actinopteri; Perciformes; Percidae. Bases 1 to 1362 code for a protein of 453 amino acids. The record is from RefSeq and is a predicted model, not a curated record. Gene Ontology annotation, molecular function: vasoactive intestinal polypeptide receptor activity; peptide hormone binding; G protein-coupled peptide receptor activity. The transcript is spliced from 13 exons. Gene Ontology annotation, cellular component: plasma membrane.
AUGAGGGAUAUAAAGAAGACAGAUGAGAAAAUGGAAGUGUGUUGUAAGGCGCUGCCGGGACGACAGGAGACAUUCGUAGUCCUCAUCUUUUAUCUUCAUCUGUGGUACAGGCCUAUAGCUGAAGCAAUUCAUCCGGACUGCGCCAUCAUCUCUCAGCACCUGAGGGCUCGGGAGGUUUGCAGCCAGACGAGGAAGAGCGAAGCGCAAAACAAGACCGACCACAGAUGUAACACAGAGUGGGAUGAGAUUGGCUGCUGGCUGAGAACUGAAGUUGGGCAGGUGGUCAACAUAUCAUGCUCUGAUGUCUUCCAGCAUUUCUCCAGCAAUCAAGGGUAUGUUUACAGGAACUGUACGGUGGAUGGCUGGUCAGAAAUGUAUCCACCCUACAACGAGGCCUGUGCUUUCAAUGACAACAGUGAGCCUGAAUCUGAGACGAGUUACCUCUCUACAUUCAGACAGGUUUACACUGUGGGCUACGCUACCUCGCUCAUCUCCCUCAUUACAGCCAUAGUGGUGUUCACAGUGUUCAGGAAGUUUCACUGCACCAGAAAUUACAUCCACAUCAACCUGUUCUCUUCCUUCGUCCUGAGAGCCAGCGCUGUUUUCAUUAAAGACACCGUUCUGUUUGCUGAUGAGACCCUGGACCACUGCUCGGUGUCCACGACAGCGUGCAAGUCAGCCGUGGCUUUCUUCCAGUUCAGCAUCCUGGCCAAUUACUUCUGGUUGCUGGUGGAGGGCAUGUAUCUACAGACCCUGCUGGCCCUGUCCUUCGUCUCUCAGAGGAAAUACUUCUGGUGGUACAUCCUGAUUGGAUGGGGGCUCCCGUCAACAGCUCUUAUACUUUGGGUGUUGACCAGAUUCUUCUAUGAUGACAGAGGUUGCUGGGAUGACACAGACAAUGUUCCUAUUUGGUGGAUUAUCAAAGGGCCAAUAACAGCCACGCUGCUGGUCAACAUAGUCAUCUUCAUCAACGUGAUCCGGAUCCUGGUUCAAAAGCUUAAAUCUUCAGCGAUGGCCGGGAACAAUGACACCAGACACUUUAUGAGGCUGGCUAAAUCCACCCUGUUCCUCAUCCCUCUGUUUGGGAUGCACUACACAGUAUUCGCCUUCCUGCCUGAGAACACUGGAGUGGCAGCCAGACUCUACAUUGAGCUGGGGCUGGGAUCCUUUCAGGGUUUUGUGGUGGCACUGCUUUACUGUUUCAUGAAUGGAGAGGUUCAAACAGAGCUGCGGAGAUGGCUGUGGAAGUGUCACAAUCAAAAUCAUCUCACCCCAGCCAAGCGAAGUAUCACUCAGAUCACAGUUCCAGCCCGCGGGGGGCUCGGGCGGCCUCCUUCUAGUGGCAACAUCUCUUCAGUAUGAUUUUUAAGAGAACAUCCAUGAGAUACAACUUGUUGUGAAAUGUGAGAAUGUCAAGGAAACUAUCAGAGGCAAAGCUCAAUCUGCUGAUGGCAUUAAUUCAACAACGCCUCUGUGAGAGGAGCGUAAUAAACACUGGUGAAUGAUUGAGAAAAUAUAUAUCAGUGUCAGCAGCAGCAAUGACCAUGAUAGCACACAUCACACAAUAGUUCUUGAUUUGUGAGGAUACCAUGGUGACACUGUGGAAAGGCAACAGUAGAGACAGAGGUGGCCCAGAGCUUUCAGGAGGAUGAUUUUACAUGGUUCUGUUUACAUUUUGGAGUACAAAAAUGAGCAAAUGUUGAGGAGGAUUAUGUAGAGAUGGCUGUGGAAACAAUGAGUGUUUGAACUUUGCUUAAUUAUGUAAAAUGAGGUUAACUUGUUCAAUUGUUUUGUGCUGCACUGAACAUAAGCAGUUUCAUUAUUUUGUUGCAGGCUGAAAAUAUGUGCAGGACUGAUAUGGACUGAAUUUAAAUAGCUCAUUACUGUAUUGUGUGAACAGUUAAUUUCAUUUAAUGUUAUAU